UAAUAAAUAAAUUGAUGCGAAUGAAGGUUUAUAGAAUGAACUAAAUUUUUUACCAUUUCUACGUUUCAUAUUUCAUUUUAUCUACUGAUCUUAUAUUUAAUGAAAUGUAGUAAUUGAAUUUCUAAGCACAAUAAUUACAAUUGUUUCUUUUGUUUAACGUCAAAACAUUAAAAAAAUUUACGGAAUAGAAUAGUGGAAUUUGAUAAUUAUCAAGAUGAUGCUCACAAUUCAUGGCUUACCUCUGGCUACGAAAUAUCAUGAUGUUAAAGUUGUUAUAAAACGUGAAUGUAACCUCGCCGACUUCAUACUGGAUAAUUUAGUUAGCGAUGAAGAUGGAUGUAAAAAAAUCAGAAUUGGCGUUGCGGACGAGUCGGAAGGCGCUCAUUUGAUGAAAUGUUUAAAUGGAUACAGGAUGGGCGGACAAAUGUUAAGGGUAGUGCCUGUUGGUAAAGCUUCAUUGAACUCAGCUCCACAGCCGGCCUUUGAACAGAGGGACAACUUUCCACCAAGAAAUGAUUAUCUCAGUCAUAUGACAGAUUACAAUCAGUCUAGACCAAGUCAGCCUACACAACCGUGGGCAACUAACCAAUGGCCACAAAAUCAAUCGGCAAAUACAACAAAUAAUUUUAAUUAUCAACAAUCAACACCAAACCAGCCUUAUAUACAUCAGCAGCCACAGACACAGAGGAUGGUGCAACCCUUUUCCAACAGGAUGCCUGUACAGGAACCUAUGUAUACAGGUGGAGUGCGACCAAUGGCACCAAAAGCACUAAUGCCUGACCCACAACAACCACAUCAUAUGGAUUCUCGCUCACAUGUGUUGCGCAGUAUUGAGAUUGUCGAUCAGCCAGUUAAUCGUGCAAAUGUGUCCGCACGUUACCCUGGCAAUCAAAAUUAUGAACAGCAGAAACCGAUAACAAUAAUGAAAAACAACUUCCAAGGGCCAACACAGUACCCUGGCGGUCAACAGAAUGCAUCACAGAACUAUCCCAUUCAAAGCCAAGCACCAACAUGGCAACUCCAAGGCGCUCAACAAAAACCACACCCCUUUUCAAAAGAUAAUCCGCCAUUCAAACCUCAAUAUGAUGAUGAUAGAAAAUACCCGGACAGACAUUCUAGUACGAAAAAUCCUGAAAACCGCGAUUUGUCCAACUAUGAGAAAUCUCGCGGUUUCUCACCGCGUCGAUCUCCAAUGGGUAGAGGUAUGUCUCCAGGACGAAAAAUGUCUCCUGAUCGAAAUAUUCAUCGCCUCCAUGGCGGUUCAGAUAGGAGAACCCUUAUCGGUCCAGAUGGGAGGCUCCAUGACCCAGAUGGGAGAUCCCACGGUCAAGAUGGCAGAUCCCACGGUCAAGAUGGCAGAUCCCACGGUCAAGAUGGCAGGAACCGUGGUCCGGAUAAAAGGCCUCAUAGUUCAGAUGGAAGGUCUCAUGGUCCAGAUGGGAGACCCCAUGGACCAGAUGGAAGAUCCAAGGGUCCAGAUGGAAGACCCCAUGGACCAGAUGGAAGAUCCCAGGGUCCAGAUGGGAGACCACGUGGUGGGCCUGAAGGAAGGCAUGGACUACUAGGUCCGGGUGGAAGGCCCCUCGCCGGACCAGAUGAGAGGAGAAUGUCACCAGGAAAAAGAGGUAUUCUAUCCGGUAGAAGAAGCCCGCCAUCUGAUAGAAGAACUUCGCCAUCCAGCAAGAGGGUUUCUCCAUCUGAAAGAAGAUUUUCGCCACCUGGUAGAAGAAUUUCGCCACCAGGUAGAAGAAUUUCACCACCUGGUAGAAGAAUCUCGCCAUCAGGAAGACGAAUGUCACCUUCCGGUAGACAGAUGUCACCACCCGGUAGAAGAAUGUCACCCAGUCGAAGGAUAUCGCCAUCUGGCAGAAGAAUAUCACCAGGUCGCCGCUUGGCUGAGCGGACGGGUCCCCCGAAUCACCGCCUCGAGUCACCGCCGCGUCCUCCACCAUCGUCGAGGUACUCACCGUCCCGCCAUCACUCUGACAAGUUAGACAGCGCCCACUCCAUUCCAAAGCAAGUGAGGCCAGCGUACGAACCGGAUUCACAGGCACCAAAUCAAGCUAUGUACUCAGGUGGCUAUCGUCCGAAUAUCCGUGAGAAUGUCCAAUACCCAAAACCUGGUGGACGCCAGGGGGAACAUCAUCACUCACCGUGGCAAGAUCGGGAAAAUCCUGUAUUUUCCUCAAAGAAGCUAGAAGAAGACAGAAGAGAGAGGAUGCCUAUGUCUAGAGGCUCCGACCGGUUACUUGAUCACGGCGUUGAAUUGAAACGACAACCCUCGCCACGCAAAUCACGCUCACCUGGCCGUCGUGAUCGUUCACCACUCAGAGAUCGUUACAGACGCCACUCACCGUCCCCUCGGUCGCCACGUCGCUCCUGGGCACUAGAAAAACGUCGAAGCCCUGUUGAAGCUCCACCGCCGCCCAUUUGGCCCGGACCAAGUACACAUGAUGAAGAUAAAUAUACAAGGUCUGGUCGACCGGACUUUCACGACAAAGAUGAACCAAGCAAACCCAUGGUUUGGGAGCGACCUACUUUUCACCAAAAGAACGAAGACCCUCAUCGCGAUAGGCGUUCAAUUCCAGAAGCAUUCGGAGAUGAUUCGAGUAAACUGCGCAGAGAUUUGGGAGAAUUCCCUAAAAGAGACCAACCUAAAUUUAGUCCACGUGAAGAUUUCCGUCGGCAAGAGAUAUCCGAACAAAAGCGGCAUAGCGAUAGGGAAGAAUAUCGAGAAUUUCCAUCGCAUUCUGAACGCGAGGCACGUGGUAACAUGAGGAGACAGGAGUUACUUCGACGGCCUGAGGAGAGAUUAGAAGACUACAGAAAAAGGCAGCAAAUAUUCGAUAAGGAACUCGAUGAUGUUUAUAAUAGAGCGGUCGAAUUUGCCAAGAAAACUGAUGAGAUGCGCAGAGAAGAUCGUAGGAGAGCUGCUUCUGACGAGCGUCGUCGUGAGGAUACGCAAAGGGAAGAGAGGCAUUUCCACCGCGAAAAGGAACCGCGCCGGGACUUCCACGAUGCCCGUCCAGAAGACCGUCACUCAAGGCACGAGGAACGCCCAAGAUCUCGUUACUCGGACGAAUAUAAUAGAGAGAGCCGGGAAAGAGAAUGGAAUACGGGAAACGUUAAGAAGUGGACUAUUUUAGACCCUGAGGUGAAAAUCAAAAGGGAUAAGGCAAGCGAGGAAAUUUGUAAUAAAAUUUUGCAAAAGCAUCUUAAUGUGAUACACAGUGAAGAGAUGAAACAUCACAUCACAGAACAAUUGAAGGGUGUCCUGUUUAAACGUUUACACGAAAUGUUCGGGAAUGACGAUGUGUCAUUUAUCGAGAUGGUUAUAAAGUUCAGUAGCAGUAUUGCUGGGAAGGAGGAAGAUAAAUUAUUUAAUGACGCGAUGUCAAAAUUGCCACCUCAGUUAAGAUACUUGAAACGUUCAGCUCCAGAAACAUCUGAAGUCCCUGCGAAGACUUUUAAGCAUUCUUCUGAUCCUAACUUGAAUGAUUCUGCCUCAGUGCAAAUGCAAACAUACAGUUGGAAUCUCAACACUCCAUUAACAGAUCCAGUAAUGAAUGUGGAUUAUGUCACCCCUCUACCAGUACCACCAGUUCUUGAUAUGAAUACCCUCAUGACAACUGGCUUUUUGUCGACCUUUGAAACAGUUCCAUAUGUAAACCCAUCCGCAGUUCAAAGUUUCGAAGAUACAAAGCCAGUUCAAAAAGAAGACGACGGAUUUCACUUGUAUCUAUGCAAAGACGAUUUCGAACAGUUUUUUGAUGUCGAUAUGGAGAGUUUGAAAGAAUUUUUAGUGACCAAAAUAUUUAAGGUAACUGAAUCGUCGGGUGGUUGGGCUCCCAAUUUCACGUUUAAAGGUUUGCAGAGCAAUCAUCGCUACGAAUUGGUCACGGACGACCCUAUGUCGAGGGAGUGGCUAAUCAGAUUGGAUUUCAGCGAAUUUACAAGGUUCAAUGUAUUGGUAUACACUAACGAGGAGCUGUGGUAUGAACGCGCCGCUAUCUGGUUGCCCGGUCAUUCCAGGUAUCGCUUCGAAGAGCCUUUCGUGAAACUCCGACUUCAGAACCGGAACACCGAGCAAUUAAAUAUAGGUAAGUGGAAGUUAGUCAAGAAGAUCGUUACUGUUAAGGGAACGAGACUGUACGUGGACAUGCCACCGUCAUCGGCCAGAGUUCUCGAGAAAAACAAAAUGAUGCUCAGCUACGAAUUGCAAAAAGUUAAUGUAAUCUUAAGAGUGGCCGCGGUAGACAAAGACGCAUUCGACGCUGGCUUGCUCGAACAAUCGGUGUUGUCCAAGGAGGCCAUACGGUCUGCGAUUGCGAAUUCACCCAUGCCCUCACUAAACCAAAAUGACCCGAAAAUUAUUAAGAUAGAGCUCAAGGGAAGCAAAACACUAACAAUACAGCAAGCAAGGAAAAUAAAAGAAAUGGUCAUAUACAACAUGUUCAAGUACCACGAAGAUGGCGGUGAAAAUAGAACCGAUUUUGAAAAAUACGGAUUCUGUUCACCGAACCAUUUCGGGGUGCUGCCAGCUAACCCCGAAUCAAAGAGGUGGCUGCUCACCCGCAAUAUAGGCAAGCUGAACCGGCGACCGGUAGUAGUGGUUGGUGGGGAUGAUAGGAACAUUCGAUUUUUCACCAUGUACGUAACUGUUCCGUACGAGUCCAACAAAAACAUGUCACUUAUCACCGAGCGCUUGAAACAAAGUAACCAAGGUGUGAAGAACCUUAAUUUUAAUCUAUGGAAGCCGAAACACAUUACUGUACUCAAAAACAAGAGCCAACUUGAAGUAGAUAUCGAUAUGGAAUCUGUGGAAACGAUUAUAACGAUGAACUUCACGCUGGAUUACUUGCUAGGGGACAGGACGACCAUUACCCACACCGCACAUUUUAGGCCAAAUAUAUCGAAAGAUAAACUGAUGGAUACCAUAAAAAAAUAUAAAUCGGAACAAAUGGACAGUUACGUUGUUGCAAACAUGGAGUUAGAUUCCGACUCAGACGAUGUCGAAUGUUUGGGUGAAGUCUACAAUUAAGUACUCGUAUUAGUCGUUGCGAGGAAAUUUCCACAUCAGCUAAGAUUUGAAUGUUAGCUUAAGAAUUAUUUAUAAUUGUAUAUCAUCAGAAAUUACUGUUUUGGUUUGUGACUAAUAAAGUAUAAUUACGUCUUAUAA
Molecule: messenger RNA, 5179 nt
Organism: Galleria mellonella (greater wax moth)
Lineage: Eukaryota; Metazoa; Arthropoda; Insecta; Lepidoptera; Pyralidae
Exons: 13
Coding region: 215-5041 (1608 amino acids)
Source: RefSeq, a predicted model, not a curated record